ACCAAAACUAAAGAGAUCAGACACAAGUCAAACUGAAAGUCACAUCCGAUAAAGAUCGAAACUUCCGACGUAACUUUGGGACGAUGGGUUUCAUCGGAGAUCAGAUCGAUUCUUUGAAGUCGCUAAAAGUCAGACAAGCCUUAGAGCAAGUCAUCACUCUCGGUAUGAUUGUUUCAUCUGCAUUGAUUAUAUGGAAGUUUCUGAUGUGUGUUACGGGUAGCGAGUCACCGGUCGUUGUGGUUCUUUCUGAAAGCAUGGAACCUGCAUUUCAGAGGGUCCAUGAACGAAACGAUACAAAAGAUAUUGAUGUCCUUACAAAAGGGGAUAAUAAUGAUCAGGAUGACCGAGUUCUAUAUGCGCCAGGUCAGCAGUGGCUUCAACAUCAGCAUAUCAUGGGUAGAGCCGUGGGGUUUUUACCUUAUGUUGGCUAUGUUACAAUCAUCAUGACCGAAAAUCCUAUCAUAAAGUACGCUCUUAUUGGUGCUUUGGGUUUACUCGCGAUUACAUCCAAAGAUUGAUAAUCCUCUGAUUUUUCAUACACUGGGAUGAUACAAAUUUCGUCCCAGUCGAGUAGUGUUUAUGAACCGAUUCAGUGAAAUCAAAAUGCAGCAUUGUUAGUUUCGACUUUACAUAUAGCUGCCCGGUUUUCGGGGUCAAGUUGGAAAUGAAAUAAUAUUUUAUUUAAAAUAAUUGAAACAUUAGAUCUUGUUCAAAGGGUUUAAUUUUGAACAUCUUGUAAAUGACCAAACUUUUCUCGUAUGUGUCUCGAGAAAAUCAUCAACGGACCGACUCUCACAACGUGAAAGAGGGCCAACUGGGAAGAGACUGUUGAAAUCCGAAUCUUUCGAGAAGGCAUCAUUUAUCCAUCAGUUGUUGCUUACCAAGUGUUUGAUAAAAUUCGUGACAUUUAGUCGUCGGGAUUAUAAUUUUAUUCUUCUCUUUUAACA
Messenger RNA from Helianthus annuus (common sunflower), 947 nucleotides. Its product is annotated as signal peptidase complex catalytic subunit SEC11C. The transcript has 6 exons. NCBI's taxonomy places the organism in Eukaryota, Viridiplantae, Streptophyta, Magnoliopsida, Asterales, Asteraceae. The record is from RefSeq and is a predicted model, not a curated record. Gene Ontology annotation, cellular component: membrane; signal peptidase complex. Bases 84 to 518 code for a protein of 144 amino acids. Gene Ontology annotation, molecular function: serine-type endopeptidase activity.